CCCAGCCUCGGGUGGAGGCGGAGGCGGAGGCGCGGGAGUUAUGGAGGGGGCGGGAUCUGCAGGGAAGUGCGUCAGAGGAGGCGCGGGGAGAGUAGGGUGCUGUGGUCUGAGCUUGAGGGUGAAGCUGGCGGAGCAGGAGGAUGGGCGAGCAGUCUGAAUGCCAGAAUGGAUAACCGUUUUGCUACAGCAUUUGUAAUUGCUUGUGUGCUUAGCCUCAUUUCCACCAUCUACAUGGCAGCCUCAAUUGGCACAGACUUCUGGUAUGAAUAUCGAAGUCCAGUUCAAGAAAAUUCCAGUGAUUUGAACAAAAGCCUCUGGACCGACUUCGAUAGUGAUGAGGCAGAUGAAAAGACUUAUAAUGAUGCGCUUUUCCGAUUUAAUGGCACAGUAGGCUUGUGGAGACGGUGUAUCACUAUACCUCAAAACACAUACUGGUAUAGCCCACCAGAAAGGACAGAGUCAUUUGAUGUCACAAAAUGCACGAGUUUCACGCUAAAUGAGCAGUUCAUGGAGAAAUUUGUUGAUCCUGGAAACCACAAUAGUGGGAUUGAUCUGCUUCGGACCUGUGAGUACACUGAUUUCAGCAGGACAGUUGGGGAAAAAAGAAAAUAAUCUUGCCAUUUGUUGAUUUCUGUUUUGGGAACAAGGUGAAUCAGUAUGUCAUGUCGACUUGAAAUAAGAUCUCUACCGGAAUCCUGAUGAACUGUCUUCUGUUGAGAACAUAUUUUAAGGUUAGAUACAUACUUAACCAAUUGCAAAUAUGAAGUUCAGAGAAGCAGCUAAUAAUACAUUAGAUGACAGAAUCCAGACUUCCCCCAAAGAUGUUAUGAGUGGGCCCUUUUGAAGAGUAAAUUUAUAGGGGUAAAUAAUAAAUUCCUGUAUUUGAGUUAAACAUUUCAGCUACCUGAGGUCAGAUAGGGAUAUGUAAAAAAACAUUGACUGUAAACUCUAUGAGUCAGCUAAGGAUUAGGGCUACCAAAAAAAUUUAAUCUAGCCUUAAGUGGUAAUAAUUCUUAAACAUCAAAAACAAAUGAAAGUAUUUAUUAGAAGCUUUCUAUUCCUUGGUGGUCAGACUGCCUGGGUAAUACUGUCUUCAGAUUUGGACCUGGUUUUCUGGUUGUCGAGACUUUACUGGAGCUUGUCCAAAAGAAUGACCAUGUCAUGAGAGGAAGCCAUGAAAUGGCAAGUAUAGUUGACCUUGAACGAUGUAGGAGAUAAGAGCACCAACCCCUCCAUGUGGUUGAAAAUCCACAUACAACUUUUGACUGCCCAGUACAUUACUAACAGUCUACUGUUGAUCAGAAGCCUUACCAAUAACAUAAAACAGUGGCUGACAUAUUGUGUAUGUUAUAUGUAUUGUAUGGUGUAUUCUUACAUAAUGUAAGAGAAAAGAAUAUGUUAUUAAAAAAAUCAUAAGGAAGAGAAAAUACAUUUAUAGUAUAUUCUGUUAAAAGUCUGCAUAUAAGUCCACCU
Molecule: messenger RNA, 1473 nt
Organism: Suricata suricatta (meerkat)
Lineage: Eukaryota; Metazoa; Chordata; Mammalia; Carnivora; Herpestidae
Gene: CLDND1
Product: claudin domain containing 1
Exons: 3
Coding region: 166-612 (148 amino acids)
Source: RefSeq, a predicted model, not a curated record